ACACGAUGCGACCUCUCCUGGUGCUGUGCCUGGCGGCGGCGGCCGGCGCCGCGUCCGACUGGACCAAGCUGCCCCAGAGGAACGUCUUCCGCGUGCUGCGCGAUGACUGGACCGGGCUCGCACCGCGCAGUGAGUCGCCGCUGCGCCCGGCACCGCCCGGCCUGCGGCCCGCCUCGGACCGCGCCAACGUUUCUAUCUGCGACGUGGAGACCCUGUCAGACGGCAGCGGCGCGGUGACGUCGCCCGGAUACCCGGAUGACUACCCGGCGCGGGCCUCUUGCGAGCUGUCACUGCAGGCGCCCGAGGGUGGCAGCGUCAGUCUCACCUGCUUCAGCUUUCACACGCAGGGCUGUCGGCGCCGCUACACAGACUUCCUGCUGGUCAACUUGGACGGCGAAUGGAGCGAAGACGAGACAUUCGUGGUGUGCGGCAAUAUGCGCCGCUCGGUGCCAUUCAGCGUCUCCUCCACCGGCUCCGUGCUGAACCUCUACUUCCGGUCGAACCGUCGCCGACAGUUCCCCGGCUUCUACUGCGAGUACCAGAUCUCCGGCGGCGGCGGCAGCUCCAGCUCUGUGGGCAGCUCUGUGGGCAGCUCCGUGGGCAGCUCCGUAGGCAGCUCCGGCGGCUCUGGCGGCUCCGGCGGCUCUGGUGGCGGCGGUUCCGGCAGCUCCGGUGGCGGCGGAGGCUCCAGCGACGGCACGUGCGGCAUCUCAUCGGCCAGCGGCGGCCGCAUUACAGGAGGCCAGCGUGCGGAGAUCGAGGAGUACCCGUGGAUGGCGGCGCUGCAACUCUGCCAGGGUAACAGCUGCUGGUUCUGUGGCGGCUCGCUUAUCUCUGACCGCUGGGUUCUGACAGCGGCACACUGCACGGACGGCGCUACUUCCGUCAAUGUCCGGCUUGGUGGCACGCUCGUCAACUCCCCCAGCCUGACCGUUACCUCCACCGUGCUGCACACCCACCCCAGGUACAGCUCGAGCAGCCUCACUAACGACAUCGGCUUGAUCCAGCUGCCGAGUGCCGUCACCUUCUCGGACCAGAUCCGGCCGGUGUGUCUGCCCCGCCAGUCUCUACACGGCAGCCAGAGCUUCGCCGGCCAGCAGGGGCAGGUGUCAGGCUGGGGCCGCUACUCUGACUCCGUCAACUCCAUCAGCAGCUACCUGCGCGACGUCACCGUGCCCAUCAUCGCCAACAGCGCCUGCGCGUGGCGGCCGCCGAGCACGCAGCUGUGCGUCAGCACCACGGGAGGCACCAGCUCCUGCAACGGCGACUCUGGCGGACCGCUUCAGAUCCAGCAAGCCGACGGCUCCUUCCUGGAGGUGGGCAUCGUCAGCUACGGCUCGGCCCAGGGCUGCGAGGCGGGCGUGCCGGCCGUCUUCACCCGCGUCACCGAGUACCUGGACUACAUCACGCAGAACACUGGCAUCGAUCUAAGUUAGAGCCGCCGAUCUGCUAUGGCGCCGCCGGCCCCGGGAUGAACUGGAACCAGCGGCACAACACCGGGAUCCAGCCACCAGCGGCCGGCAGGGCAGAGUGGGCCGGCGCUCGGCUCUGUCCCGUCGGGCUCUGGGCUUGCCAUGUCUCCCCCUCCCCGCAAUGGGACUAGUGUCAGAACAAGUUCUCUUCAGCACGUAUUUUUCUCCAAAACUCGGUACCCACCGUUUGAUGUGGACUUCCAUGCACAGCGACGCGUUGCAAUAUUGAAUACAGAUUUGAAACCUUCGGACGACUAAAAGGCAUGCCUAUCCCUGCAAUCAGGGGAAAAGCCUGCUACAACAAUACAAUCAUGCUACAAUCUAGCCUAUCAUGAUAUAAACGCUGACGGCAGCAUGUGUGUGAUUGCUCGGUAGGCCGACCUCAAAGCCUCGAAUCAUGGAACAUCUGGUUCAUGGCAUCGACGGCUCGUCAGCUUGUUCUCGUGUGGUCUCUGUCUGCUGUGGUCUUAUCUGAUGUUAUGCGCUGAAAAUAAAUGUAUUUGGCAUUGCAA
Pollicipes pollicipes is the source of this 1984-nucleotide messenger RNA. Its product is annotated as serine protease 44. The coding region runs from base 6 to 1436 and encodes 476 amino acids. The transcript has a single exon. Gene Ontology annotation, biological process: proteolysis. NCBI's taxonomy places the organism in Eukaryota, Metazoa, Arthropoda, Thecostraca, Pollicipedomorpha, Pollicipedidae. Gene Ontology annotation, molecular function: serine-type endopeptidase activity. The record is from RefSeq and is a predicted model, not a curated record.